AUGUCAUCGACCAAUCUAUUUAAAACCACUGUGAUCCAACACUUGGAAGAACUACCUCAAACCAUCCAAACCAAACUAUAUGAAGCCCCAGCUACAUGUUUAUCGAUAUUCAGAUUACUUCCGGCAGUAGCCAAGUUCUUUAUCACAUCUAUGGUAUUCUACGAAAGACCAGUGUCGUUAUCUCAAUUGGAUAAAUGGUGUAAACCGCAUGCUAGAAACCGACAGAUUGAACUGUUACAACGACUUAAGGCUCUUCAUCUAAUACUCGACGUAAAUAACGGUUCCCAUAUAACUCUUAAUCCUACGUUCCGGAAAAACUUUAGAGAUUGUUUGACUGGGGUCCAAUCAGUGAAUGCCUUUGGGAAUAUAUGUACUACUCCGGAUAAACAUCAUGUGGAUGUGUCUUUCCUAGAUAAAUUUGCAUCUCAGAAAUGGGAAACUAUAUUGCAUUUCAUGGUGGGCACUGAAUUGGUGGCAGCUCCUUCAAGUUCUGUGCUUUCGUUAUUGAAACUGGGGGGGUUAAUGGAAGGGCCAGGGAAUAGUCCUAAGAACUUAGCCAUCACCAAUAAAGGGUUUCAGUUUUUAUUACAAGAUAGUAAUACUCAAAUAUGGACUUUAUUGUUACAAUAUCUUAACCUUACUAAAGACUUGAAUAUGGAUCCAGUGGAUGUGCUUAAUUUCAUCUUCAUAUUGGGGUCCUUGGAAUUGGGUAAAAGUUAUACUGUGUCUCAUCUAAGUGCCACUCAAGUUUCAUUGUUGGCAGACUUGAAAGACUAUGGAUUGGUGUAUCAACGUACAGAUAGUUCUAGUCGAUUCUAUCCUACUCGAUUAGCCACUACAUUGACAUCAGAAUCAUCUGCCCUUAAGUCUGCUUCUACCUCCAUGGACCAAGUCAUUGAAUCUGCGUCAACAGAUAAUGACUUGUCUUCGGGACAAGGAGGAGUGGCUUCAAGUACUCAUGGAUCCAUCAUCAUAGAAACCAACUUCAAGGUUUAUGCCUACACCAAUUCACCCUUGGAAAUAGCGGUGCUAAAUCUAUUUGUCCAUUUGAAAACAAGAUUUGCUAAUAUGGUUUGUGGACAAUUAACUCGAGAAUCUGUUCGUAGUGCUCUUCAAAAUGGCAUAACUGCAGAACAAUUGAUCAAGUUCCUCGAGACUCAUGCUCAUCCUCAGAUGAGAGUGUUGGCCAAAGAAAAGUUGGACAAAAAGAUUGAAUUCGAUACCAAUAACAACAUCAAUACUGCGGGGGGAGCCCCUGGGACCAAAUCAGAUUCAAAUAUCACACAACAUAAAUUAGAAAUCUUACCACCCACAGUAGUGGAUCAAAUCAAGUUAUGGCAAUUGGAAUUGGAUAGAAUCCAAACUUUUGAAGGGUACUUGUUUAAGGAUUUUGUUAGUCAACAAGAAUUCGAAGUACUAAACAAAUAUGCCAUGGAUAUUGGGGUUUUACUUUGGUCAGAUAAAAUAAAGAAACGGUUUUUUGUAACAAAGAAGGGUAUUGAUCAAGUGGCUGAUUAUGCCAAUAGAAAAAUACCCAGCAGAUAA
Lizanozyma spartinae is the source of this 1545-nucleotide messenger RNA. RefSeq names its product TFIIH/NER complex subunit (gene TFB2). Gene Ontology annotation, cellular component: transcription factor TFIIH holo complex; transcription factor TFIIH core complex. Gene Ontology annotation, molecular function: double-stranded DNA binding; ATPase activator activity. The record is from RefSeq and is a predicted model, not a curated record. The transcript has a single exon. Gene Ontology annotation, biological process: nucleotide-excision repair. Lineage: Eukaryota; Fungi; Ascomycota; Pichiomycetes; Serinales; Debaryomycetaceae. Bases 1 to 1545 code for a protein of 514 amino acids.